AGGUUAGGCUGAAGUAAAGAAGAUAUGAAGAACUUUGUAACUGUGACCCUAGCUAUCUUCAUUUGCCUGGCAGUCGGCGUGGAGUCAACCGACUCCAACACUGCUGUAGACUUGGCAAGUCUGGCCGAUAUUGUCUGCAAGUCCAAGAAGGUCCUCUACUACAGAGACGGAUACAAGAAGUUCUGUGAACUUUCCAAGAAAAUUAUUUGCCCAAGAACCGGUAAAACACCGGAUCCGGAAUCAGUGAGCUGUAAAGCAACAGAGUCUCCACGAAUAAGAUACCAGAUGAUCAAGGUUCAUAAGGCUGUGUGUCAGUAUGAGGGCCGAGAUGAAACGACGAAGAAAGUUCAAGCCUUGAUGCAGGAUGCCGGACAAUGCAUGUACUAUUAGGCAAGUUACAAUGUACAUAGUUCAGCAAC
Molecule: messenger RNA, 419 nt
Organism: Bolinopsis microptera
Lineage: Eukaryota; Metazoa; Ctenophora; Tentaculata; Lobata; Bolinopsidae
Exons: 4
Coding region: 25-390 (121 amino acids)
Source: RefSeq, a predicted model, not a curated record